Messenger RNA from Pyrenophora tritici-repentis Pt-1C-BFP, 468 nucleotides. RefSeq lists its product as uncharacterized. Lineage: Eukaryota; Fungi; Ascomycota; Dothideomycetes; Pleosporales; Pleosporaceae. The record is from RefSeq and is a predicted model, not a curated record.
AUGGGUCACAACAACGAGGAAUAUUGCGUAGGAGAUGCGGACAUCACUGAGUGGGAAUACCUGAUAGCGGAAUCACUUACCGGUGCAGCUGCCGUAUAUCCCAACGAGACCAGCUAUGGCUUUACCGGUCAGUAUGCCCCUAAUAUUGCUUCCGAUGUCCUCGGCGACAGCCCAGCGUACUGUACCGGAUCAGAAGCAGGAGGCUUCGAACAACGGAUAAAUAACAUCGCCAUCUCAAUGAGCAAUACCCUUCGUACUGGCAAAAAUGCCGUCCCCAUCAAAGGCACCGAAUGGACCAAGGAGCAAUUCUUCGACGUCACGUUCUACUGGCUGUCUUUCCCACUCGCCAUAUACCUCACCAUAACGCUCUUCUUGUUUUCCACAAUCGUUACUUCGGGCAAAGCCGAUAUGCCGCUGUGGAAGUCUUCACAGCUGGUCUUACUGCCACAGUCCGCAACAAUCAAUUAA